AUGGGAGAACCGUUCUUGGCCACGGGUAGUGUCGACAUUAUCGACAAGGCCAUCACACUGGCUGGGGAGCUGGUGGCGGAGAGCACCUCAUUCAAAGUCUCAGGGCUUGAACCUCUCUCAUUGCACAUGAAGCAAUUGAGGUCAGACCCGAUAAAUCCCUCCAGCAGGAUAGAGCCGGAUACCGAUUCUGCAGAUAUGAGCCACCCUGAUCGACCGGCAGCGCUGAGCGAGCUAGGCAGCUAUUUGAACUAUCGGUACCUUCGAUUUGGGGGGCUGGAGGACCUUAAGAUGUCUAUCGCGUACUUGGAAGAAGCAGUGACGGCAGCUCCGACAAAGCACCCCUAUCGACCAGCCAUGCUGAACAACUCAAAUAGCCCAUCACCCGUUGCGGGGACAUCUGAUCCGAACAAGACCAAUGUCGAUUCGGUGACGUCGUCUUAUCUCGUGAUGCAUUACGAGUAA
This is a messenger RNA of Morchella importuna, 462 nucleotides long. RefSeq lists its product as uncharacterized. The record is from RefSeq and is a predicted model, not a curated record. The transcript has 4 exons. NCBI's taxonomy places the organism in Eukaryota, Fungi, Ascomycota, Pezizomycetes, Pezizales, Morchellaceae. Bases 1 to 462 code for a protein of 153 amino acids.